AUGCCACAGGUGGUGGGCCCGCUGCUGCAUGAGAGGGACAUGUAUCUGGCGUGGUCCCUCAAGCGCUCCAAGGCGGUCAACGGCAGCCGCUGCGUUGUGGGGGUGGUCGGCAAGGGGCACCUGCGGGGGGUCCUCUACCACUUAGUCACCCCUGGAUCCAGCGGGAACCUGCGCUUCAGCAACAAUGGGCCUUUCUUCACUACUAACUUCGGUGUACCAAUUGCCAACAAUAACGCAUCUCUCACUGUCGGAUCGCGAGGCCCUGUGCUGCUUGAAGACUACCAGAUCUUGGAGAAGAUUGCGACUUUUGACCGUGAAAAGAUUCCCGAACGCGUGGUGCAUGCCAGAGGCGCCGUAGCGAAAGGGUAUUUCGAGGUGACGGACGACAUCACCGCGCUAAGUUUCGCAGACGUCUUCUCCGAGGUCGGCAAGAAGACCGACAUCAUCGUGCGCUUCUCGGUCGUGACAGGCCCGUCAGGCUCGCCGGAGUGGCUGCGCGACCCUCGUGGCUUCGCCAUCAAGUUCUACACCCAGCAGGGCAACUGGGACCUUGUCGGCAACAACAUCCCUGUGUUCUUCAUUCGCGACGGCGCGCAGUUCCCGGACCUGGCCCAUGCUCUGAAGCCCAGUCCAGUCAACCACCUGUCGCCAGGCUGGCGCACCGCCGACUUCCUGUCAUACCACCCGGAGAGCAUGCACAUGGUGACUUAUCUACUUGAUGAUGUGGGCAUACCGGCAGACUACCGCCACAUGAACGGCAGCAGUGUCAACACAUACUCGCUCAUCAACAAAUCCGGCGGAGUCAACCUCGCCAAAUUUCGCUGGGUGCCCUCACAGGGUGAGAAGUAUCUAUUGGACGAGGACAUUGGCAAGGUGGCCAUGGCACACCCGGACGGCUCCUCUGCAUCUUCAGAUCUCUACACAGCCAUCGAUGCCAAGGAGUAUCCGGAGUGGUACCUGUACAUCCAAACCAUAGACCCCUCUGCGUCGACAACCCUCGCAUUCGACCCCCUGGACCCUACCAAGGUUUGGCCGGAGGAGCAGUUCCCAAUGCGGCGAGUGGGAAAACUGGUGCUCAAUCAGAACGCUGGCAACUUCCACAACGAGAACGAGCAGCUCGCAUUCUCGCCUGCCCACAUCGUGCCAGGCAUUGGGUACUCGGACGACAAGCUGCUGCAGUGGCGGCUGGUGGCUUACGAUGACACUCAGCGCUACCGCAUCGGCCCCAACUUUGGGCUGCUCCCAGUGAAUGCACCCCGCUGCCCGGUGUACACCACUCGCCAGGACGGGCCCCUAAACAGCGCCAAUCAGACCGGGGCCGUCAAUUACUACCCCUCCGACUUUGCGAGCCAGCCGCUGGCGGCACCAUACCCUGUGGACAACAGCAGCGUGGGGCCGGCAAUGCGCGUGCGCACAGUCAUCGACAAGACGGACAAUUUCUCGCAGGCCGGCGCGCGCUUCCGCUCCUUCGACUCGGCGCGGCAGGCUCGGUUUGUGAAGCGGCUGAGUGGGCUGCUGAGCUCGCCCAUGGUAACAGACGGCAUCGUGGCUCGCUGGAUGUCCUACCUGCAGCAGAUGGACAGCAGCCUGGCCUCACAGGUGUCCAGCUCUGUGGGGAGCCCCAAAGCCGCGGCCAGCCCCGCCCUGGGACCGGCUGUGAUGCAGAGCUCGACAGGCCGCAGGAUGGCGUAA
Messenger RNA from Coccomyxa subellipsoidea C-169, 1692 nucleotides. RefSeq names its product catalase-domain-containing protein. The transcript has 12 exons. The record is from RefSeq and is a predicted model, not a curated record. Gene Ontology annotation, cellular component: cytoplasm. NCBI's taxonomy places the organism in Eukaryota, Viridiplantae, Chlorophyta, Trebouxiophyceae, Coccomyxaceae. The coding region runs from base 1 to 1692 and encodes 563 amino acids. Gene Ontology annotation, molecular function: heme binding; catalase activity. Gene Ontology annotation, biological process: response to hydrogen peroxide; hydrogen peroxide catabolic process.